Messenger RNA from Macrobrachium nipponense, 2110 nucleotides. RefSeq names its product N-acylneuraminate cytidylyltransferase A-like (gene Csas). NCBI's taxonomy places the organism in Eukaryota, Metazoa, Arthropoda, Malacostraca, Decapoda, Palaemonidae. The record is from RefSeq and is a predicted model, not a curated record. Bases 303 to 980 code for a protein of 225 amino acids. Gene Ontology annotation, molecular function: N-acylneuraminate cytidylyltransferase activity. The transcript has 7 exons.
AGUUUAUUAAUAUUAGAAGUGGAAAAUAUUAUCAUGUUGAAUACUAAAGUAACGCUGUAAAUGAAAAAUAUUGAACCUCAAACAAAAUUCGCCAAUCAACGUCAACACCCUACUCCUAUUGGUUACAACAAACGUCAGUAGUAGUAUUCUGGUUUUCAUUGGGUGGCAAACCGAUCAUUGUCGAAUGUCACAAGAGCAAAUGUACUGAGAACCAGGAUGCAGAAAUAAGAAAGGUUCUACCUUGAUCGGUUAUUUAUGAAGCAGCCAAACUAUAUCCGUUGAGCCCUCACUCAUCUGCCAAGAUGACUACAGUAGGGUUAGUUCUAGCAAGAGGUGGCAGUAAGGGAAUCGUUAACAAAAACUUGGCACUUCUAGAGGGAAAGCCUUUGCUACUUCGUACUCUAGAAGUUAUGCAUCAAGCCAAAUGCUUUGACUCCAUAUGGGUAAGUACAGAUGAUGACAAAAUAGCUGAAUAUGCAGAAAAAGGACAUGCAAAUGUCCACAGAAGAGCAUCUUACACUGCAACAGAUGAAGCAACAUCAUUAAUUGCUGUACAAGAGUUCUUGAAAUAUCAUCCAGAUGUCACCAAUGUUUGCCUUGUUCAGUGUACUUCACCUUUAAUCAAGGCAAAGUACCUCCAUGAAGGUGUCAAGAAGAUUUUAGGUGAAUAUGAUUCAAGUUUCUCUGUCACACGUCGACAUAACUUACGAUGGACUGAAGGAAAUAACACCAAACCACAGAACUUUGAUCCAAGCCAUCGUCCACGAAGACAGGACUGGGCUGGUGAUCUUUGUGAGAAUGGCAUGUUUUACUUCACGAGAGUUAGCCUUAUUAAUCAGGGAUUAUUACAAGGAGGAAGGUGUGGCUAUGUUGAAAUACCAACUGAGGAUAGUCUGGAGAUUGACACACCUUUGGAUAUUAUCAUUGCUCAAGAAUGGAUAGAUUACCAUAAAAAACAAUGUUAUAAUAAAGUGAAGUAAUAUUGAACAAGAUUUAUUGUAUAAAAAAAUUCUUGGUCACUGGCAAGGUUACAUCUGUAUUUGUUUCAGACAGAAACUGCAAUAUCACAAUACUUGUUUGAUGAUAUCAUUGAUAUUUGUUUUAUGGUGUAAUAAUGAACUUGUACCUAGUGACCAAUGAAAAAAAAAAAUGAAUAUUUUCAGAAGUAAUCUAACAAUGUGAUAUUCAGUUCUGAGAGAAUCCAACCAAUUUACCAAAGAUCUUGUUGCUGUACAAAACUCCAAACUAUUAAGUUAGACACAUAAACCACUCACUGGAGAGAACUAGAGAGAGAAUCAUUAGUUACAGUGUUGCUGAUACUUUGGGGAAAACAGAAACUACCAGAUAGAUACUCAUACAUUCAAUACUUCUCUUCAAGCAGUUUCUUUUUUUUAUACAGUAAUUAAGAACCUUUAAUGUAAGCCUCAAAGAACUCCUGUUGCCCUGUGAUGUUAAUACCAAAGCGCCAAAGUUAUACCAUACUUUAUCAAAUAAAAUGAAUUAUAUAUUAAAGUAUAUAAACAUGGGAAAGUUCAUGUUAGGUCAAACAAUAGUUAUUGUAUGAAUUAUUCAAUUCCUAACACUUUCAAACUAUCAUAACUAUACUACUAUAAAGAGAUACAGGUACAUAUUUUGAUACUGAAUGAACUGUAUGCUAUUUCUAAUAAAAAUAUAAUUUUCCAACAUAUAUCAGAUAAAUAGAAAUUUGUUGUGGUAUUUACAGUGUACCCAUUAAAAUAUAAAAUUUUAUGUGUGCCCGUUAAGAUAUAAAAUAACUUUUUGCCAGAUUACACAUUAAUGUAAUAUUUAUUCCUUCUGACUAACUGUAAUGCUGUUUUAAUAUUUUUCAUUUUUCUUGUUACUGUACUAAAUUAUAUAUAGUAUUUACAUAUGAAGUCAUUUAGUUCAGUUUUGAUUUUAUCACUAACUUUUAUGAUUCAGUAACUUCAAGUUACCUUGUGAGCUAAAAUAAAUGAUUUAUCCUUAAAAUGGAUUUAAUGCAAGUGUUCAAUUCUUCUGUGUUUUUUAUAUAAUGAGACUAGUAUAGUGUUUUACACUUCAUCAAAUGGAUUUUACCUAGCUGAAUCUCCUGUAUGACAAGCCAUUGUCU